Hypanus sabinus (Atlantic stingray) is the source of this 4795-nucleotide messenger RNA. Its product is annotated as regulator of G-protein signaling 17-like. NCBI's taxonomy places the organism in Eukaryota, Metazoa, Chordata, Chondrichthyes, Myliobatiformes, Dasyatidae. The record is from RefSeq and is a predicted model, not a curated record. The transcript is spliced from 5 exons. Bases 2133 to 2783 code for a protein of 216 amino acids.
CUGUGUGCAAGAGAAAAAAAAAUGGGAAGACUUCGAAUUGCUUUACAGUCUCACAAACCCGUCCAAGAGUUGAUUUAACCAUCAAUUUGUAUUUCUCAAUCUGGAGGAUCUAGGACUUCAACAUGGAUUCUGACUGAAGAGAAGUUUCAGAUUGAACUUGCGCAGAAACUUCUCCCUUGCUGGUUUGGACUUCUGUAUAUCCUGUUUAAUCAUCCGACCGACUUGACCAGGGUGUCAGUGCUACACAGCCUUAACGUUGCUCGGACAGCAGCUAGCUCUGGGAAACAGAUGUCCACUGCCUUUUGAUGUGCUUCAGAAGUUGAGUAUCUUCCCAUCUCGCCCUACAGCUCUCCAAGGUCUCUGCAUUCUUUCUGGUUUCGUGCAUAUCUUUGAAUUUAAUGCUUCACCAGUGUAGCUAUGCUUUCAAAUGUCUAGUCCCGAGGCUUUUAUAUUCCUUCAUUAACCCUCUCUGCCCCUUGCUCCUUCUUUUAAGAUGUUUCUUUUUUUAUUUGCAAACCUGCCUAAUUGAUCAAGAUUUGAAUUAUCCAUUGUAAUAGUUUUUUUAACAAAACAGAAAACACUCCGAAGGUCAAUUAUAAUUGUGCAUCUGUGGAAAGCAAAGUAGUCAAUUUUCAAGAUGAAAAAAACGCUCAUUGUUUUAAUAUGUUAACUCUGUUUCUCUUUCCAUAUAUACUGUCUGACUAACAGUUCCGGUUUUUGUUUCAAACACCCAACACUGCAGUUUGUUGAAUUACAAUGUGAUUCAGAAUCAAUUUUUUUCUGGGGCUGUACUUUGGGAUGUUUUGCAGUAUUUGAAGGUUCUGUACAAUUGUGCUUAGCACAGGAAGUCAGCAGCUUGUAGAAUCUAAAAUGCUGGAGGAACAAUGCCAGUGAUGGAAGCAAGGCAGGACAUUAUUGUUAACACAAGAGAUUCUGCAGAUGCUGGAAAUCCAGAGCAACACACACACAAAAUGCUGGAGGAACUCAGCAAGUCAGGCAGCUUCGAUGGAAAAGCGUAAACAGUCGACGUUUCGGGCUGAGACCCGUCAUCAGGACUGGAAAAGGAGUAAGGUGCCAGAAUAAAAAGGUGAGGGGAGGAGAAGGAGGUACCUAGAUCUCUGCUGCCCUCCAACUCUUCGACCAUGUUCUCACCCAGACUUGCUACUGCAGUCAUGAUUACCUUUCCCACCCACCUGGCUUCACCUGUCACCUUCCAGCUAUCCCCUUCCCCUGCCUCAACCUUUUUAUUCUGGGGCCUUCCCCCCUCCUUUCCAGUCCUGAAGAAGUGUGUCAGCCGGAAACCUUAUUUAUUGUUUAUUCAUUUCCAUAGAUGCUGACUGACCUGCUGAGUUCCUCCAGCAUUGUGUGUGAGAUCCUCUGGACACAUUUAUCACACGGUGUCCAUCAUAAACUGACUCUGCAGUUCACAGUACAUCAUUUACUGAAGAAUUUUAGUAACAGCUUUGACAAGCAAAUCGCAGCAAAGCAAUGUCUAAAGCCUCUGCCUAUGCAGUCUUGGCAGCAUCUCAUAAACCCACUCUAUGACAGGGUAAGGACAACUAGGGCAUAGGAAUGCCCUCACCUUGAGAUUCACUUCUGGGCCACCCAUCGUUCCGACUAGGACACACAGUGCAAUUUCACCACCAUUGCCAUCAAAAUCCUGGAAGAUCAGCUUCUUCACAGGCAGUGCUUAGCCACCGUCUUGAAUUGCUGCUCCCUGCAGAGAAAGUGAUUCGUCAGAGACCUUCCAGGAUUUUGACAGCAGCAGUAAUGAAAUUCCACCGUAGGUCCUAGUCAGAAUGACCAUAAGGGAUUAGCGCUCAAUGUCACCUCGUAUGCUGGGAGUUAAUUUUUUUUAAAUAUAUUUUGUGCCUCUACUUCUCAAAUAAUUAAUCGAAUUACAGUACUGUGCAAAAAUCUUAGGUACAUAUAUACAGCCAGGGUGCCUAAGACUUUUGUACAGUGCUAUGGUAAUUUUAUAUAUUGCACUCUACAGCUACCUUGGUGACCCACUUCCUAGCGCACUCGAACCGGCUCACAAAUAGCCAGCGCGCCGGCUCAAAGGCCAGUCCCAAAAGGGCGCCAGGUCUGCUUCACCAACAAAGGGAAAAGCCUGCGGGGGAUUGUGAGCUAUGGAUUCUGAAGAAAUACAGAUGAGAAGACAGACAUCACAGUCAGACAACAGCUCCCAGGCUUCUUCCCAGUGCAGGAGACGUCCCAAUACUUGCUGUUUCUGCUGGUGCUGCUGCUGCUCCUGUUUAACAGUCAGGAACAAGGAUAUAGAUGACCACAGUCAAAAAUUUUCUAUCAUUUCCAAACAGGAUAGUCUUCAGAAACAAGAAGAAAGACUGAGUGUGAAUCUGGAUGAAGUCAUAUCUUGGUCCAAGUCCUUUGAACACCUCCUAAAGGAUCCAAAUGGGAGGAAAUUCUUAUCAAAGUUCUUACAAAGUGAGCACAGCGAUGAAAACAUUCUUUUCUGGCUUGCCUGUGAAGAAUUCAAGCAGGAAGAUCAGAAAACCUCAAUCAUGGAAAAGGCAACAUCAAUAUAUUUUGAUUAUAUUUCAGUUCUGUCUCCAAAGGAGAUCAGCAUUGAUGCCAGCGUGCGAGAAGCAAUCAACAAAAACAUGGCAACACCAACAACAAACAUCUUUGACGAGGCACAGAUGCACGUGUAUGCACUGAUGCACAGGGACUCUUACCCCAGGUUCCUGAAUUCACCACUGUACAAGUCACUUCUGAAAGAGCUAUCUCCCUCAGACAAUGGAAUGGACUCCGAUCUGUAAUAAUCACUUUAAUAAUGUGUCCAACACCAAGCAACUGAGCUAAUUUCUGACCUGACCAAGGACUCUGGGGAAAUCAAACCCUCAGGUCUCCUGCUGGGAUCUGUCUCACUACUCCAGAUGCAGAAACAGACCAGCACAUUCAUACCAAACUGCCAGCCAUUCAUCAUCAUCAUGUGCCGUGUCGUAUAAUGCAGGUGAUCAUGGUCUUUGUUGGCAAGUUAUUCUACAGGAGUUAUUUGCCAUUGUUUUCUUCUAGGCAGUGCCUUUACAAGACAGGUGACCCCAACCAUUAUCAAUACUCUUCAGAGAUUGACAGCCUGGUAUCAGGGCAUAACCAGGACUUGAACCAGAUGUUCAUCCGACCAUCCAUCACCUGCUGCCAUGGUUUCACGUGACCCUAUCAGGGGGUUACGCAGGUGUUACACCUUGCUGAAGGGUGACCCACAGGCUAGUGGAGGGAAGGAGCGCCUUAAACCUCCUUUGGUAGGGACGUAUCGCCACUUUGUCACCCUUCACCCAGUAUCUCACUGAAUUAUAACAGAGAUUGCAUAUUUCAUCUUUAAUCAAUAACAACUGAAAACCCAUUCCAGAAAACCUGCUCAUAGAAUUUGUUUGUUUAUCUUUACACUGAAUACUGGAUUGCCAACAUAAUUUAUCAAUCAACCCUGUAUUUUGCUUCAAGAAUAUGGCUUUCAAAAUGCAGAUAUUGUGUGCAGACUGCUGAUUGGUUCCUUUUGUUUGCGGACACAUAAAGGACAUGAAAUGGUACCACCCACAGGAGAGGAGAAAAGGCAGUUUCCUAAAAACCCUGGAACAAUGAAUGACUUUGAAUGCUGAAGUAUUAUCUGUUAUCAAUAGCAACUGGAAUGGGUAGUGUUUAUUGAUAUAAUAACAUAGAACAUUACAGCACAGUACAGGCCUGCAAUGUGUCACCAUGGUUCACCAACACAAUCUUAGAAUUUCCCCUUCAGUCCACGAUGUUGUGCCAACAUUUGAAUCUAUGCUUAGAUCAAUCUAACCCGUCCCUCCUACAAAACCUGCCACUUUUCUAUCCAAGACUUUCUUAAAUGUCCCUAAUGCAACUGUCUCUACCACCAUCCCUGGUGAGCACUCCAUACAGUCUCUGUGUAAAGAAAUUAACUCUAAUAUCCCCCCUAUAUUUUCCUCUGAUCAUCUUAAUGUUUCUACCCUGGGAAAAAAGUCUCUGGCUAUCCACUCUACCUAUGCUUUCGACCACCUUGUGCUCCUUAAGUUCCCAUAUUCACAGAUCCACAGCGGGGGAGGAGAGAGUGCUUGCAUCUCUGGCUCUCCUCCAGCCAGAGAUCUGAGCAGGUCCUCAGCCCAGCAUCAAAGACAGGAGACGGGAACAGAAGAGAUGAGAUUAGGAGUUAUCUUUAUUCAUCACACAUAAAUUGAAACAUACACAAUGAAAUGUGUCACUUGCAUCAGAUCAAAUCAGCGAGGGUUGUGCUGGGCAGCGAUGGGAAACAAGCGCUGAUCGGUGCUUACUGGCACUGUAUAACAUUACGCUAACCAAUAUGCUACCGUGCCACCCCAGAAGAUGCAUUCUCUGAGCCUGUAGCCUGGGCCUAGUGUUAGCUCUUUGAACACAACCUCAUUUUUCCAGGCCUUCCUUCCCCUCUCCAGUCUCUGCUUCAAUCUUCAGUAAAGAAUGACGAUUCUCACUGAAGCUACGACGGUGACUCCUUUACUGCAACAUACAAGAAGACAACAUGAAUCAUCCAUAGACAAUGAUCCAGUGUCAACCUGCCUCACUCACACAUACUUAUCAAUCCCCAAUAAGAGUCUGGGAAAAAUGAAUCACUUUCAGUAUCGUCGUGUAUUUAAUAUUUCAGUUAUAUUUGAGUAAUCUUGCAUAUGUAUAUUGGUUGAUCAAGCAGUCUUUUUUGUUUGAAUAAUUGAUUACAAGUUAUAUGUAAAAAUACAUUAAAUGCAUACGACAUCAUGUUACCACAUGAAAUGUGCGCACUUCGCUUAAACACGAGAUUACA